Messenger RNA from Hymenoscyphus albidus, 357 nucleotides. NCBI's taxonomy places the organism in Eukaryota, Fungi, Ascomycota, Leotiomycetes, Helotiales, Helotiaceae. The record is from the annotation of a GenBank genome assembly.
AUGGCCACCGACAGCCUCCCUUACGAAAUCAAGCGAAUGAUUUUCGACUAUCUUAACCUAUCAAUCGUAAAAGCCCUCCGUUUGGUUUCCAAGUCCUGGUCAAUAGUGGGAACAGAAUUUCUCUUUCCUGCUACUUACCACGUUCGCUCAUUCACAAAAGAUAUUCUCCGACUCAUUGAAAUCAGCCAAAGUCCAAACUUCUCCCACCAAUUCACUAAAUCCACAAAAGAAAUCACCUUCCAAAUCACGGACUGGCUUCCGGACAAACUACACGAUGAAAUUGGUCAUCGGUACACGACAUCGAGAUUUCUCGAAUUAAGAGGAUAUAAUCGACAUGUAACCACAGUCGAGGGAUAG